CUGACAAUUGACUUAAUUUCCAGGAUUCAGACAUUGUUACAACCUAAACAUGCACCAAUGUAGUCGGCAAGAAUGUCAUUAGUCGGUGGUGGUGGUUAGUGGCACUGUGAGUAGUGCCAGUGGUCGGUAAUAGUGUUGGCUGGCAUGGAAAAUUGGGUGCUGGGAUAGUGUCAUGUGGGUAGUGGCACUGGUGUGAGUAGUGGCAGCGGUCAGUGUUAGCGGUGUCCUGGCAUGGAUCUGGCGUGAUGGUUAGUGCCCCUCGCGACACUGCUGCUGUCAAGAGCCCCGCCAUGGCUGGGGGGUUCCCCCGCAGCUGCUCUUGGUCCGUCACCCCCGCCACCCCGCCCGUCGCCGCCCUCUCCCCCCCAGACAACCCACUCCCCCUCAACGACGGUGCACAUCGCAGUAGAUGUUACGACGACCACUUGAGAAAGCGUGCUAGCUUGUCCAUGGUGGUGGGUGGGUUGUGGAGCCCUACACGCCCCAACCACCACAACCCACGCCCUGACCGCGCCGCACGGCGCUCCUUGGGCGCAGUGUGGCGUGUAUCCUCGUCUAGUCCUGCGCGCCAGCUAGGAGCAUGGCUAGGCCGCAGACCUCGGUCCUUCGCUGGCACAGAGGACAACGUGAGUGCCAUGUUUAGCAGUGGGCAUACCCUGGCACCACCCACGUCACCAGUGCCCUCGCUCUGCUCCUCCUCCCCUGAGCCACCCUCACCCCUGGAGUCGUCAGGGGCACGUAAGGUGAGCGGUGGCUCUAUCGGGACGGCACUCUGCCUCAGCAGCAGUCCCUCGGCUGCCUCCCUCUCCACCCUCAACAAGACUGCCGCUCCUCGUCGCCCCACACGCCUUGUCAUCAGUGGGCGGGCACGGCCACGCCGCCUCUACCACACUCCCUGUGUCUCUAGGCUGUGUAACGUGACGGUGACGCGGCUGCAGGUAACGCAGCCUCUGGGCGGAGACCUCAACUCCGUCACGCUGGCGGUCAAGAUGCAAUCGUCGAAGCGAACACUCCGCUCGAACGAGAUCCCUCUCCCUCCCAGCGGCACUCUCGAUAUAGAGCUCCAGCUCACCUUCUCCCUACAGUACCCACACUUCCUGAAGCGAGAAGGUAACACACUGCAAAUUAUGCUCCAGCGACGCAAAAAGUACAAAAACCGUACCUUUCUUGGCUUCAAAACUCUUGCUGUCGGGGUCGUCAACAUGUCACAGGUUUUGCAACGUCCCGUAGAUCGGGAACUAGAACUAUACAGUGAAGGGAAAGAGAAGGGAACAUCUCUAGCACGAGUCACGAUGGUCUCCCUCUCCUCCCAACCAGUUGACACGGAUGAGCCAACAGAGAGAACAAAGUCUUUCAUGGCUGAUAAUCCAGCUCUGGCCUCCCUCUUGGUCCUGCUUUCGCGAGGGCUCUCUCAGGGUCUGCCUCAAGGGGGGUCUUCUCCACUGCUGUGUCCUGAUAACCCCAUUGUAUGUCUUCCAUCACUCACUCGGAUACCAGGUCUUACAGAUCGUUCAGUGGACCUCGUAGAAGUCUACAGUGAUGAUGACGAGGAUUACAGCUCGCAAGAUGAGGGUAGCGAUUCUGAGCCUAUUCUAGAAGAUGGCUCAAGAAGGACUCAUCAUCAUUUGAGAUCCAGCACGCGUUCCAAAAGUUUACCCCCUAAUGCCCGGCAACGAAACCUAAAACAGAGGUUUAUUGCAUUGCUCAAAAGAUUCAAAGUUCCAGAGGCUCUACAGGCAUUUGAUCAGGAUCAAGAAUUGGAUCCCAGAACAGGUGGUGAAGUGGAUGAAGCAGAAAUUGAAGAUUUGUUUGAUGAGUUGGAGGAUCUCAGCGACUCUGGACCAGAAGUUGACACAAUCUCCAUCACUUCAACACCAAAACCUUCACUCCGGCCAUAUUUCUCCUCUUCUAGAUCUCUACUUAAUGAAGGGGGUACUUACCUACGAUUGAAGGUACCAGGUGCGUUACGUCCUCGUGGUAUUAAAGCAGACAAAGUGGGAGCAGACAGAUUAAGCGAUGAAAGUAGUAAAAGAGCAGACAGUGACCACAUGGAGAACUGGACAGACCAAGAGCACUCGGAUCCCCAGUGCUUGGCCUCCUCCCCACCUAGAGAAGAUAAGAAUAAAAGCAACAAGAAUAAGCUGUUUAACAGAGAUCGCAGCAAUAUGUCAUUAAAAGAACGAAAAAGUAUUACAUCGACUGGUGGGUCAACACCUCGUCAAGAGAAGAUGGUUGUUGAGCGCUCAAACUCCAGUGCCAAUGUGGAUUCUAGUCCGAGAAAGGUAUUGUUAGAACAGUUGGCACGAGUACUACCACUAGAAGAUGUACAACUUCCUGACCAUGUUGUCCUUGUAAACACUGGAGAUUCCCAUGGUGCACUACUGGCUGCGCACCUUACUGAGCACGGACAUCGUGUCAUCACAACUAUGGCCUUGGCUGAUGUUAAAGCUACUGUCUCCCAUCUUGUAAAUAAAUUACAGAAAUUCUGCAACAGCAAUUUAAAAGCACCAGGCCCCAUGAAGGUGGUAGUAGUUGGGUCUGAUCUAUAUAUCAGCUGUGUGUUACGUCCUUAUGUAGACCAGUUCUCUUCCAAGCCACCAGAUUUCCAAAAUCAUGUUAGAUUUCUCAUCAUUCCUCUUGGUGUAAAUAGUUUAGCAAAGUACUUAGGAUCCAUAGACUCUGUAUAUGGUGAAGCUUUUGUCAGUGAAUCAUGGCGAGAGGUUGUAGAACGCUGGGAAAAGCCUGAUGUUCAAGAAGUUGUUAACCGCGUCCAUCACUACCUCACACAAGCACAGCAAACAUUACAUCUGCCUAUUGCUGAGGCCAUGUUAACUUACAAGGAAAAGAGUGGAGAUGAUGAAUCAUCUCAAGCAUUUGUGCCAUUCAUAAUGGAUGUCCGGUUGGGUAGUGGUGAUGUGACAUCAUCUUCAGUUGACCUUGAUGACCCUAUAACCGCUCCAGCAGCUGUAAUACUUCCUGGCUCUCCUCCAGCAGCAUCAACACCUACAACGGGACUGAAUAUUGAUAAAACUCGGGACAACACUACUCCUCCAUCAUCACCAAAUAUUAAUAGUUCACAUUUAGCCAACUACAAACUGAUAUCUGAAGGUAUAGGCCAGGAGCCCCUUGAUCUUCAGGUUGAUUACUGGCUGGUGCGGGGAUCAGGUCGGGAAGAAAAAGAAAAGGACAAAGAGAAGGAUAAGGCAAGAGUUGAAGGUGGAAAAUAUACCCUCAAGACGAGCUUCCGUACCCUGCAAGUGGCUCGGUUGGCACCUCUUGGUGUGACACAUCCAUUUGAUCCUAGCACGUGCCAUCACCUAACACUGUCAUUUGCCACAAAGGAAAAGAAACAAAGAAUUAUGCGGCUCGGCAAAAAGAAGGAAAGGGAGCGUGAAACAGAGAGUCGAAGAGAAGUUGUAGAUGGUGUGAGUAGAUUAUUGGGAAGUGCCAAGAAUCAACCAUUUAAAGUGAGCGUAGAUUCUGCAGAGUGGACAAAUGUGAAGUUCUUCCAGUUGUCCUCGCAGUGGCAGACACAGAUCAAAUACUUCCCUAUCUCUCUCUUUAGUCUACAAGACUCAAACUUGUGACUCAGUACCUUUCAAGAAUCUGAAAAUUAGCCUUUUCUUCAACUCCAGGACACAACUUGACCACAAGCAUCAGAAGUUAGAACUUUAGGCCACCACAAUAUGCAGCUUAACACCACAAGCCAUUGAACAAUCUCAUGUAGUGAUUCCUAUAAUUUGUCACACUUUGAGGAAUAAUCAAGUCAAGCAAGUUUAAGAAGAACACCCGUGAAAAUAAUUCUUCAAAGAUGUCACUAUUAGAGAUUGUGAAUUUUUUUUUUUAUUAUGAAAUGUUACCAGGAAGGCUUUGGACAGCUUGAAGGAUAGGCAAAUAGAAUUUAGUCAGCAAUCCUUGAUCUCAUGUCUAAAAUUGAGUGUUGUCUGCCAUAUAAAAUGAAAGCGUGAAAAUAUAAAUGUUAAGGACUCAGUGUCUAGGCUUAUGUGGUACCUGAAAUACGUCAUACUCAACAGUUUUAAAAUUAAAAUAACCUGUCAUUUGUAUAACAUACAAAUACUUUUCAAAUUUUUCCUUUUUCUUAAUUGUUGAGUGUGCCAGAUAUUUUAGUUACUAUAAAUCUAAUUGUUUUGUUGUGGACUAUUUGAUUCAAGAAUAUAUAAAAAUUGUAAUUUAUGAAACAUUGUAUAUCAAAAUUUACUCAUACAUAUGGUACAUUAUAAAUUAAAUACUAUAAAUAUUCAUAAAAUAACAUUAUAAAUUAAUUUUUCUUUAAAAUAUUAAUUUGGUUUUGUACCACUAUACCAUUAGUAAAAAUAAAUCAUUACCAAAAACUAGUGGAAAAUUAAGUAAAGCAUAAUUAUGCAUUAAGUGAUCAUAACCAUCUUUGAGAGAGAAAUGCCGUCUCUCAGUAUCUUGCUUCCUAGUUGUUGUGUAUGUUUUGAAAAAGUAUGAAUUUGUGUGUUAUUAAUUGCUUCUCAGUGAAAUAUUCAUGUGUAGAUAAAGUAUGCUUUCUCAUUCUGUACGAUUGUUGUGAUGGUGUAUUUUUGUAUGACUGCAUGAUAUGAUGAUAAACUAGAUUGUGAAGCAAGUUUAGUUAUGGCCUUAUUAAGCACAAACCUUCUUUAUAAUGUGAGUGAAGGGAGAAGGUAUAGGAUGACAGAAAUUGUUUUAAGUUUUAUAAAAUUUUAUAAAUUUCAUCUAAAGUUGUAGAUAUGACUUAUACAAUAAGGCAAAAGAAGAUAACUUUAUUAAAAAAAACUGCUAUAAUAACUCUGAGACCUAUAUUGCUAAUGUUUAGUGAAUUGCCUACAAGAUUUUAUACACUCAUUGCACUUACUACAUUAACAGUGAAAGUUCUAGUGUCUACAAACCUCAUCUGAAAAUUUUGCAAAUGUGCAUUGUUCACUGAAAAGAAAUAAGAUAUAUCCUUUCAAUUUUCAUAUACAAACGUGGUUAUUUUAAAUAACUAAGUAGGAGCAAUAAGAUAUAAUUAGAAUUUUUACACCAUUUUAAGUAGGUGGUGCCAAACCCAUAGUUUGGUUAGAACUUGCUAGUCAGGCACCCAGAUGGUGAGUUGGCCUGCUAAAUUUGUGCACAUAGGUCCUUAAAGAUAUCAAGCUUACCUAGUCAGGAUUGGAUCAGACCCAGAACAGACUAUUCAAAACCUUGAAUAUUCAACACUGAUGCAUAACUUCAAAGAUAUAUUUAAAAAAUAUUGAAAGUUAGUUUUGAAGAGGCAGUUGUAAUAUAAACUAUGACAAAAAUGCUGACAGCAAAAGCAUGAGGGUUGACCCAAAGAAAAUACUGAGGAUCACACACCAAAUUAUGGGUUUCUAGUAUAUAUACAGUUAAACCUGAACUCUCCCUACAUCUGUUCCUGCCCAUAUGUGGAUACAUUAAUUCAUUUUGAUACAGCUGUAUAGUCCUUGUGGCUUAGCGCUUCUUUUUGAUUAUAAAUAAUAAUCAUUUCGAUACAAAAUUUUACAUAACAUUGCUCUUAAUAUGUAUAAGUAAAAAGGUGAGUGCCGCCUUAUGUAUUUGUGGUGACAGACUGUCUGACCUGGUGUAACUGUUUAUGAUGAGAGACCAAAACACUACAGUGUUGUACCCAAGUGCUUAAGUUUUACUUUCUUGCAGAGUUAACACCCUGUAAUUGUGAGAUUGACUUAUGAACUAUAUUUAGGUGGAGAAAGGAUGAAAUGAUAAAAAAAAAAAAAAAAAAAGGUUUAACUUUCAGAACCAGAAUGUCCACUUUAGGUUAUAAGAGGUCCAUUAUUAUUACACCAUACAAUCACAGGAAUGUAGCAGAUUCAUAGGAAUCAUACAGCACCUGGGAAUUGAAGGUAAUAAGGGGAUCAAGAGCCUCUCACUAACAUAAGGGUAGGGGUCAGCAACAUCUGGCCAAAGAUAAUGCACAAAUGUGGGGGGACUUUAGUCAGAUUAAUAAAUCAGGACUUACUUAGGGAAUGGGAGUAGAUAUUUUUCAAGAGCACUUUAAUUAGGAAGAUCACUCAGUGCUCUUGGCAAUUAAAAAGAAAAUAGGCUAAUAACACCCAUGGUAAAACAAGAGCAAAAAAUAUAUAUUGUAUGCUGUACACACACACAUAUGUACGUACGUACAUUACAAACUCAAUUAAAUGUUAAAAAAAGCUAAAUUACCCUGAGACCUCUACAGGCCUCCAAAUAAUUAGAAAAAUAAGACAAGCAAGAAUGCUGACAUAUAGAGCAAAUAGUUUAAAAUGUGCUCCACAGGAUCUUGCCUUCAAGGAUCAUAAUAGUGCCACUAUCACAUCUGCGAGGAAAAUGAUAGGAUGGAUAAUGAGAACAUUCAAGAGAUGCCAAGCCACCUUUUUUAAAUCACUUAUUCUUUCUAGGCUGGAAUACUGCUGUACAUUAACAUCUCCAUUCAAAACAAGUGAAAUUGCAGACCUAGAGAAUGUACUGAGAACCUUUACUGCACAUACAAGUUCCAUCAAACACCUUAACUACUGUGAACACUUGGAAGCACUUGACUGGUACUCACUAGAGUGCAGGCGAGAUACAUCAUAAUCUACACCUGGAAAAUUCUAGAGGGACUGGUCUCUAAUCUGCAGAAAUCAUUCCCUAUGAAAGCAAAAGACUUGGCAGGUGAUGCAACAUACCCCCAAUGAAAAGUAGGGGCGCUGUUAAUACACUAAGAGAAACCACAAGUGUCCAGGGCCCAGGACUUCAACAACCUCCCACCAUCCAUAAGGGGAAUUACCAAUAGAUCCCUUGUUGUCUUCAGGAGGGAGCUGGACAGAUACCUAAAGUCAGUGCCAGAUCAGCCGGGCUGUGGUUCAUACGUUGGACUAUGUACAGCCAUCAAUACCAGCCUUGUUCCACUGGGGGGGGCUGUAUAGG
Messenger RNA from Cherax quadricarinatus, 6903 nucleotides. RefSeq names its product phosphofurin acidic cluster sorting protein KrT95D (gene KrT95D). The record is from RefSeq and is a predicted model, not a curated record. NCBI's taxonomy places the organism in Eukaryota, Metazoa, Arthropoda, Malacostraca, Decapoda, Parastacidae. Gene Ontology annotation, biological process: protein localization to plasma membrane.